This is a messenger RNA of Polistes dominula (European paper wasp), 2884 nucleotides long. Its product is annotated as bicaudal D-related protein homolog. The record is from RefSeq and is a predicted model, not a curated record. NCBI's taxonomy places the organism in Eukaryota, Metazoa, Arthropoda, Insecta, Hymenoptera, Vespidae.
AUAUUCUGACAUAUUAUUAUACGUAAAAUAAUAAAUGAAAUUAGAAAUAAUGACGAACAAUAGCUUGGAAGAUGGAUCGAUGUAUAACGUUAGCUAGCUUGACAUUAUUUUAUUUAUUCGUUGCAUCGAAUAAUUUGAUCGGUUAGUGGUGAUUUAUUAAGAAGAAUUUCUGACAAAUUCGGAGAGGAUGCUGCCAAAGAAGAAGGAGUGCCAACAACAAGUGGAGCCUUAUGCUCUCGAAGAUAUGAUAUCGGAUUUACAAGCAAGAAGAAGUUCACUCGAUCACGAGGACACUCUUCAAGAUCCAAGUGAACUUUUGAAGCAACGUGAAAGGGAUCUUGUUCUCGCCGCUGAACUUGGCAAGGCCUUGCUCGAAAGAAAUCAAGAAUUAACCAGGCAAAGCGAGUUAUUAGCCGAAGAAUAUGCCGCCAAACUGGAGGUGAGUCAGAUUAGUCUCGAGCAGGAGAGGCAUUUGUUACGUAGGAGAUUGGAGGAAACUAAAGGCGAAAGCGAAGCUAGAGUUAUCGAGCUUCAAACCGAUUUAGAAACAUUAAGAGCUCAGUUGGAGGAACAAAACGAACGAGCUAGACGAGCUGAACGCGACCAGGCCACCUUGGUGACAGAAUUGACAGCGCAGAACGCGAGAUUAGCCGAUCAGUUGAGGGAGGCUGCCAAACAGGAGGAACAAUUGUUCCUCGAAGUUAAAUUGCUACGUGACAAGUGUGCACACAGAAACAACACUCUCCAAAAUCAUGUUAGUAGUUUGGAGAUUUUGCGGGAUGAGGUACAAUUGGUAUCGGCUCAGAGGACGGAAUUAGAGAGGAGGUCCUUGGAAUUACGAGAGGAGAGAGCCAGGGCGGUCGCGGCCCUCGAAGAAGCCGAGGAGAGAGCUGCGGCCUUGGAACGACUUGGCCACGAGGCUGAACAUCGAGCUAGGCUAGCAGAACAAGAGAGAGACGAGUUGGCAGCAGCCUUAGCAGCGAUCGAAGUUGAAAGAAGAGGGAGAUCGGGAUCGAUUCAAAAACCACCAAGGUCCCUGCAAGUCGAGAUGGAGUGCGAAGAAAGCGGAAGUUCGUUGGGUGAACAGGAAGACCUCAGAUCGGAAGUUACAAGGGCAGUUAAGCGACUAAAGGAGUUGUGCGUUCAUUUGCGUAGAGGAGAGGACGACUCGGGUUUGCAGAGCGACUGCGACGAGUCUAUGCUUGUCAUUACGAACAAUACCGAAGCUGAGGUCAACUAUCCGGGAGCUUUAACGGAAUUAGUAGAAGAGGUCUACAACCUGGCGUUAUCGGGUCGAGGUGCUCCAGGUGAAUUAGGCCUAGCUGUGGAAUUACACCGAGUUAGAGAAGAAUUAAAUCACAUGAAAGAACAGUUAAAACAAUCUCAAGAAGAGUUGAAACGUCGUGGGGAGACGUUGCUCGAGACAACGAGCAAACUCAGCGUUUGCGAAGCUGAGCUCAGAGGUGUUAAAGAAGAACGUGACAGAGCGCGAAACGACAUGGAACAUACGCAAUUAACAAAGGACGAAGUCGUAGCUCAAGCUUAUCAAGUUAGAGAUCAAGCGGUGGCAAGAAAGAACAGAGCAGAAGUAGAAUUAGCCAGAACGAGGAUAGACGUUCUUCAAGCGAACAGUCAACUGAUGGAGGCUAUCCAGCAAAAGGUUGAGCUCAGUCAGCAAUUGGAACAGUGGCAGAUGGACGUUCAAAUUUUAUUAGAUGAACACGUUCGUAGUAAACUUACACCUAAUUCUAAUACAAUUACUCCAGUAAAUAAGGAAUCUUCCGAGGUGGUUGCACCUGCUAGGAAGAAAAGGAGUAACAGCUCGUCUAAAAAAAUGUUUGGACUGUUUUGACGAAGGAGAAAUUAAAGGUGUCCAUUUUUUGACACACCUUACGGCGCAUAGUUUUUUUAAUGAAUGAUUACUUCGAUCGAAGUAGCAAUUUUGUCGAUAAUUCGCGGAGGAAAAGAACUGUUUUUCUCAUUUUCUAUAUAUAUAUAUAUAUAUAUGAGGACUGAUUCCCAUCAAUCUCCGUCCGUUUAUUUCUUCUAGAACUAUUGAACAUUAUAGCCCAAUGGGUUGAACGAUCUCGAAUUUGUGUAUAUAGAUAUAUAUAUAUAUAUCGUUUCUUAUUGAUGAAGUCAGUUAAAAGGAUGAAAUUAGAGUGUGAUUUAUUAGGAAAAAUGAUUAGCAAGUGUUGUUUGGCCAGUGUACUUAAAAUUUUUAUUAAUUAUCAUCAUCAUUAUUAUUAAUAUCCGUCCAAACUGGACUAUUGAAGUGAAUCAACGAAUUUUUUGUCGAGUGAAAUUUAAAAGACAAUAGACGAUCGUGUGCAAUAAGAUAGGUUUUCAUAAAAUUAUUUAAAGUUUGCUAAUAAAUAUUAGAUGCAUAUCAGAGUGUGUAUCCAUAACGUGUAAUUCACUAUCCGGAUAUAUUGAGAAACGAGGAGUAUUUAUUUAAUAAAAUCAUGCUGUCUUGCGAAUUUAUUAUUACGCAAAAUUACCUUUACACGAAUAAGAGUAUUGGGGUAGGUAUGACAAAUAAUAUAUAAGAGCUUUUGAAAAGAAACAAAUAGGCAUUUAUUCACAAGAGGCAGGUGUAGUAGUUACAUUAGUUCAUUUCAUUUCUGUCGCUUUUACAUGCAUAUGCAUAUGUCCGGCACAAUACGGCAUGCACAAUACAUAUGUACACACAUAUAUAUAUAUAUAUAUAUAUAUAUAUAUAUAUACGCGGCAAUCUCCACACAUUUUUUUUUUAUAUCCAUAAUUUCUUUUUAUUAAUAAUAAUAAUUAUCGAUCGAUCCAACUACGCGAUACAAAUUGGGCAUGAACAAUUGGGAGCAGGUGCAUAUAAACUGGUUUUUUUUUUUUUUAUAUUAUCUCCUUA